ACCCGCGAGCUUUCCGUUUGGCCAGCCGGCCAUCCGCACAGCAGAGAGAAAGAAAGUGGGCACCGAGGCGGUAGACACACCGCGCUGCAGGUUCUCUCUCUUGCCGCUAUUUCUCCUGACAGCCCUGCUUGGGCAUCACAACGUGUGAGAUUGCACUGUGGAGGGGCAGAUGAUGGCCUUGAGCAGAGAGAGGUUCGGAAAGAAAACAGAAUUCAAGUGCGGACAUCUGUCUCAGUCCUGGAUACCGGGGAUAUGCCCACAUACACGCGUAUUUUAAUUUUUGUUCUGAGGUGUGGACCCUUUUUAAAGCAACCUGGACCACCACUACCUAUGACGUACAUUGCACACAGCUCUGGGGUAGAUACCUUAUGCUAAGUUUGAACCAAAGAACCAGGAUUUUCAGUUUUUCCGACUGGAAUUUUAAGAGUUGGGGUAAUAUUUCUAGAAUUGUCAAAAACAGAAAAUCAAAACUGUAGCCAUGAUCUCUCCGUGGUGCUGAAGCAAAAUUCCUUGUCCCUGUACCGUCGUAAACUUUCAAUGUUUUCAGGACAUAGAAUUUCCCUGUAGCCCUUACAUUACAUUCUAAUAGUAAAUGUUUUCGACUCUCAAGGUUAAAUAUCUGGUAAUUAAACGAUGUACAAGGUUGGGACAGGAUCCUCAGUCUCUUAGUUUUCAUAUAGGAUAGCCAGCAUUUGAAAUCUCUUUUCUCUCAUUUUAGACCAGAUUAUAAUUUCGCCAUUUGUUCCUUAUUGAUUUUGCCUUGCGGUGAAGAGGAAGCUGCAUCAGAAACCUGCGCAUUCCGUGGGUUUCGGCUUAAAGCCCACACCCGGCCUUCGGAACUACAUUUCCCAGAACCGCAGGCGCACUUUUAGUGAGGCUGCGCAUGCUUACUGGAGGCGAAAAGUAACAGCUUCCGGCUAGUCGCGUGGCCGCGCACUGAGGAUCGGGAGGGUGGACCUGCAUGAUUUCUUCCUGGGGAUGCCAUGGCUGAAACCACAGACAGAAGUCAGAUUGAGAAACUUCUAAGCAGAGUAAAGGAACUGGAGCAGGAAGUGGAAAGACUUAAGAAAGAACAAGCCAACAAUAUAAAAGACUCAAGCGGCAGAGAAAAUUCAGGCUGUGGAAAAGCUAAGCGUGCUUUUGAUUUUAGUGCUCAUGGCCGUAGACAUGUAGCUCUAAAAAUAGCCUAUCUAGGCUGGGGAUACCAGGGCUUUGCCAGUCAGGAAAACACAAGCAAUACCAUUGAAGAGAAACUGUUUGAGGCUUUAACAAAGACCCGACUAGUAGAAAGCAGACAGACUUCCAACUAUCACCGGUGUGGUCGAACAGACAAAGGAGUUAGCGCCUUUGGACAGGUAAUUUCUCUGGACCUACGUUCUCAGUUUCCAAGGAGCAAGGAUUCAGAAGAUUCUAAUUUAAAAGAUGGAGCUGAUGAUAUUGCUAAAGAGAUCCGUUAUACUCACAUUCUCAAUCGGGUGCUUCCUGCAGACAUCAGAGUAUUGGCCUGGGCCCCUGUAGAACCUAGCUUCAGUGCUAGGUUUAGCUGUCUUGAGCGGACUUACCGCUACUUUUUCCCCUGUGCUGAUUUAGAUAUUGCAACUAUGAAUUAUGCAGCUCAGAAAUACGUUGGCACUCAUGAUUUCAGAAACUUGUGUAAGAUGGACGUGGCCAAUGGCGUGACUAACUUUCAGAGGACUGUCCUGUCUGCACAAGUGCAAACAGUGGCCCAGAGCCCAGGUGAGGAGGGAAGGCAAGGGCCAUUCCAGUUAUGUCAAUUUGAAGUGAUUGGCCAGGCAUUCCUGUAUCAUCAAGUUCGGUGUAUGAUGGCUAUCCUCUUCCUGAUUGGCCAAGGAAUGGAGAAGCCAGAGAUUAUUGAUGAACUGCUGAACAUAGAGAAAAAUCCCCAGAAACCGCAAUAUAGCAUGGCUGUUGAAUUUCCUCUAGUCUUGUAUGACUGUAAAUUUGAAAAUACCAAGUGGAUUUAUGAUCACGAGGUUCACGAAUUCAAUGUUACUCACCUACAACAGCUAUGGGCUAAUCAUGCUGUUAAAACUCACAUGCUAUAUAGUAUGCUACAAGGACUAGACUCUGUUAUGGUAACAUGCGCAGCAGGAACAAAGACUGGUGAAGCAACAGAAUGGAGAAACAUUCGACCCUCUGUCAUAAAGCACACUAGUGCCUUUGUAGAAGGAGUGAGAAUGCGCACAUAUAAGCCCCUCAUGGCUCGCCCCAAAUGCCAAGGACUGGAAUCCCGGAUCCAGCAUUUUGUACGAAGAGGACGAAUUGAGCACCCAAAUUUACUCCAUAAGGAAGAAAAAAAAGCAAAGAGGGACUGUGCUGACAAAGAAGAAAAUAUUGUUUUAGAGAAUCCAACGAAGAGGGUUUGUAUAAUAGAUGCAGAAAUUAACAGCAUUGUAUAAUCCCAGGAAGCUAGCAUCUCUAGCAGGAUCCAGGGAGCAACAACGAAUUAAAAUUUUAAUGACUAGCAAAAGACCUAACAAGUUCUUAAAUAUUAAGGGUGUAUUCUUUAAUCCCUGUCCAAAAAUAUUAGGAAAUGAAAGACGCAAAGACCACUUGUCAGUUAUAUGCACCUGGAAAUCUGUGUUUUUCGUUCAAAUCCAUUAAAGCCUGGUCUACAAAUA
This is a messenger RNA of Rattus rattus (black rat), 2642 nucleotides long. RefSeq names its product pseudouridine synthase 3 (gene Pus3). Gene Ontology annotation, biological process: mRNA pseudouridine synthesis; tRNA pseudouridine synthesis. NCBI's taxonomy places the organism in Eukaryota, Metazoa, Chordata, Mammalia, Rodentia, Muridae. Gene Ontology annotation, molecular function: pseudouridine synthase activity; RNA binding. Gene Ontology annotation, cellular component: cytoplasm; nucleus. The record is from RefSeq and is a predicted model, not a curated record. The transcript is spliced from 4 exons. The coding region runs from base 984 to 2420 and encodes 478 amino acids.